AUGUUGCAGGUGCACUCUGACCCAAUCCACACUCAAACCAUCUCUGCGGGCAAGCAUGCUUACUCGCUGUUAACGAGGGUGUCUAUCCGCUGGCCCCCGGAAGACGCAUACGAAAAUACCGAGACGACCGUCAUCAGCGUCAACAACUUUUUUGUGGAUCUACGUGUAGAGAAGCAAACGAGGAAAUUAGACUGGGCGAUUGCGGGUGUGCGUCUGAUGGACCAAAAUGAUUCCAGAAGAGUAACAUUUCUACAUACCAUCAACUCGCGCAAUACGUUCCAACACAUUGAUACCGGCUUAUUCACACAACUAGCCAAUGGCGACGAGAUGGAGAGUGGCACCAUGAUACGACCGGGCGAUCCUCAAGGUGCGUUUCCUCGCCAGUACGAAGAAGUCUGGCGACAAAGGAGGCCCAUUAAUGUCCCUGGGCAGAACAUAGCAUGGAUUCUUGAGGGCGCCGGGUCUCGUGUAUCGCUUACGCAAAAUUCCGAUGGUGUAGGGUCGGAAGAGAGUAAGGAGGUUGAGACUUUUCUUGCUCGGUUGGGCAGUGUAUACAUUGCUAUCCGCCAGCCGACUCGCAUUGUGCAAACACCGCAGGCCAAUGGAAGUUUUUCGUUUCAAAAAUUUGGCGACAUUGAAGGCGUCAGUGUACGCCAUGAAGAGUACGCUGGCAAGCGGGGAUGGGUUGAGAAAUUCGUCACGGGGCCUGAAGGCAGAGACCUGCCGACCAUGCAGAAGAACAAAAGCGACUUCAUCCCGGCCCAAGAGGGCAAGGGAAAUUGGAGGAAACCGACACAAAAUGUGACGAUCCGUGGAGAGGAAUACGUUGUCCGCGGGUUUGCAGAUAUUUCUUGA
This is a messenger RNA of Talaromyces marneffei, 855 nucleotides long. RefSeq lists its product as uncharacterized. Bases 1 to 855 code for a protein of 284 amino acids. Lineage: Eukaryota; Fungi; Ascomycota; Eurotiomycetes; Eurotiales; Trichocomaceae. The transcript has 2 exons. The record is from RefSeq and is a predicted model, not a curated record.